CUGCUGAAACUGUUCCUGUGUAGAAGAAGAGACAGAACAUGCAGGAAUGUAGGAGAACGUUCCUGCUCGUUCUGGUUUCUCUGUGAUCUACAUGUUUUGUAGAAACCCUGCUGAUGGAACAGGACACCGGAACAGGAACAGAUUGAUGUGGAUAUACAGAGAGCAGUGAAGGUUCGAGGUGUUUCCAGGUGGAUAUUGAGACAGUACCAUGUCGGUGCACUUUGAGGAGAGGAGCGGGGUGGUUCCGUGUAAAACUCCAUGGGGUUCCUGGUACCAGACCAUGGAGGAGGUGUUUAUAGAGGUUAAUGUUCCUACUGGAACAUCCAGCAAAGACAUCAGGUGCAGCCUCGGCAGCAAACACGUAGAGCUCAACGUGAAAGGACAGGAGAUCUUCAAGGGAAAGUUGUUCUCAUCGACGGUGGGUGAUGAAGCAACAUGGACACUGGAGGACAAAAAGCUGAUCAGGAUCGUCCUGAUGAAGACAAACCGCGAGGCGGGGAACUGCUGGACUUCGCUGUUGGAGGAGCAGUACGCCGCUGACCCGUGGCUGCAGGACCAGAUGCAGAGGAAACUCACUUUGGAGAGAUUUCAGAGAGAGAACCCUGGGUUUGACUUCAGCGGUGCCGAAAUCUCGGGAAACUUCCACGGUGGCGGCCCGGAUUUCAGCAGUUUACAGAAGUAACUACUCAUCCAGCAGAGAAGAAAGACUUUCUACUGACUGCAGGGGCUUGUUUUUGCUCAAUGGGACACUUUCACAUCGCUGCAGUCAAACACAGUACAUCCUGACUGCUGGUUUAAACUCUGAUGCCUCACAAAUCAUUACAUUAACUUUUGUUAAAGCCAUAACUUAAAUUCUCACAGAAUGCCUUUGGGUUGGUUUUAUAGACGCCUGUGAAAAGGGUUGCCAUGUCUUACCCCAAUCCCCUAAGACACUGCUCUUAGGAAUAAUCUGGCAACUUUAUAUUUAUUAGUGAUAAACAGUGGAACAAUAAAUGAUUGAAUAAAAGGAGAAAUUAUGCAGGUAA
Molecule: messenger RNA, 1025 nt
Organism: Silurus meridionalis
Lineage: Eukaryota; Metazoa; Chordata; Actinopteri; Siluriformes; Siluridae
Gene: nudcd2
Product: NudC domain containing 2
Exons: 4
Coding region: 209-682 (157 amino acids)
Biological process (GO): protein folding
Cellular component (GO): cytoplasm
Source: RefSeq, a predicted model, not a curated record